AUGGCUCAAGACUCAACAAGUACCAAAGAAACCCUUAGAGCUCUUGAUGAGUAUGUUCUUUUGGGACGUAGUGGAUUAAGGGUUUCUCCUCUAUGUCUUGGCACCAUGAGUACUGGUGUGAAUUAUGAGGGCUCCAAAGAAAUUUUCAAUAGUUAUUUUGAAAAAGGCGGGAAUUUCAUCGGUAUAAACUUAUAUACAAUAUAUACUGCAAACCUUGGAGAGAGCGAACGUUUUAUUGGAGAAUUUAUCGCCGAUAAACGUUCUCAAGUAGUAAUUGCAACCAAAUAUACUGCAAAUGCUACUGUUUUUACGCCAAAUGUCAAAUAUAACGCGAAUGCUGGUGGAAAUCAUCGUAAAUCUCUUAUCGAAAAUCUCGACGCAAGCCUUAAGCGACUGAAUACUGGAUAUAUUGACCUUCUGUACGUUCAUGCUUGGGAAUUCCGUACGCCUACUGAGGAAGUAAUGCGUUCUUUGGAUGAUGUUAUUAGAAGUGGCAAGGUUGGAAUCAUUCCUUGGGGAUGUAUUGCUGAAGGGUUCUUAACUGGAAAGUACACUAAAGAAUCAGAUACAAGCAUAGAAAAGAUUGGUGUACGCAGUUACUCAAUUACUAAAUCAGCAAGAGUUGAAAAAAAUUGGGAAAUCCUAAAUGAAGUUAAAGCUAUUGCUUCUGAAAUUAAUAAAAGUCCUACUCAGGUUGUUUUAAAUUGGAUCUCACAAAAACCUGGUGUCACUUCGCCUCUUAUCGGUGUCAGAACAAAAGCUCAAUUAGAUGAUAAUCUUAAAGCUCUUGAGUUCAAGCUAACUCCUGAACAAAUGGCAAGAUUGGAUGCAGUUUCGACACCAAAGGAAAUACCAUUUCCUUAUAACUUCUUUGCACGAACAAAUUAUUAUCUUGGUAAAGAUAUACAGAUGCCUGAAAAAUUUAAACCUGUAUUAAGCAUGAGUACAGGAAUGUGA
Molecule: messenger RNA, 957 nt
Organism: Dentiscutata heterogama
Lineage: Eukaryota; Fungi; Glomeromycota; Glomeromycetes; Diversisporales; Gigasporaceae
Source: the annotation of a GenBank genome assembly